UCAAAUAAAUGCCUAUGUUAUUGUUUAUAACAUUUUUUGAAUGUAUUUAUUUUAAAUCUUACUAUUUUUAUGUUUUUUUUUCUGUUUAGAUUCUUAUUUUAGUUUUAAUGUAUAUGUAUUAAAUUAUUAAGCCACAAUUUUUAAUUCAACAGAAAUCGUUAAAGAAUAUAACUAUGAAGCUGUAUUGUUUAAGCAAUGACCCGAACAAACCAUGUCAUAUACUCACAUUUAGAGAAAUAACCAUGAUGCUUGAUUGUGGCCUAUCAAUGCAGUCCCUUUUGAAUUUCUUGCCCCUGUCUUUUGUUCCAUCACAAAGAUUAUUAAAUUUGAAUGGGUAUAUGCCUCCUGAUGUCUCAGAUCCUGACUUAGAAGGGGAACUAAAAGAAAAUGGUGAAAGAAUUUUUGUUGAUUCACCUCCAGAAUUUUGCCCUCCUCUAGACAAACUGAUAGAUUUCUCUCAGGUUGAUGUAAUUUUAAUAUCAAAUUACUUAUGUAUGAUGGCGCUGCCAUUUAUAACAGAGGGCACUGGUUUUCAAGGCAGAGUCUAUGCUACAGAACCCACAUUACAUAUUGGGAGGCUGUUACUUGAAGAACUAGUUAUAUAUAUUGAGCAGUGUCCUAAGUCAUCUUUGGCCAUCCAGUGGAAGAAUUUUGUACACAAAUUUCCCUUUCCUUUGAAAGAGGCCUUUAUGCCUAAAUCUUGGAAGCAAAUUUACAAUAUGAACAGCCUUAAUGCCAGCUUAUCUAGGAUACACAUGGUGGGAUACAAUGAAAAAAUUGAUGUGUAUGGAGCUCUUCAAGUGCUUCCGGCAAGUUCAGGCUACUGUUUAGGUUCCGCCAAUUGGGUUAUAACUUCUGAUCAUGAAAAAAUUGUUUAUUUAAGCGGGUCUAGUACCUUAACUACCCAUCCAAGACCUGUGGAUUAUAAUUCACUUAAAAAUGCGGAUGUUUUUAUUAUGACUGAUUUGACGCAGACCCCAAUUAGCAAUCCUGAUUCUAUGUUGGGAGUACUUUGUGCAGUAGUUGGUUUAACGUUAAGAGGAGGUGGUAACGUCCUAAUCCCUUGCUACCCCACAGGAGUGGUUUAUGACUUAUUUGAGUGUCUCUCAGUAAAAAUGCAAGAAUUAGGAGUAUCUAAUUGUCCAAUGUUCUUUGUCUCCCCUGUUGCUGAUACUUCUUUAGCUUACUCUAAUAUUUUGGCUGAAUGGCUUAGUUCAGCUAAGCAAAAUAAAGUUUAUGUACCAGAUGAGCCUUUUCCACAUGCUGUCUUAGUCAAAAAUUCUAAACUUAAACAUUUUAAGCAUAUAUUCUCGGAGGGGUUUAGCACAGAUUUUCAAGAGCCUUGUGUGGUAUUUUGUGGGCAUCCAAGUCUAAGGUUCGGCGAUGUGGUGCAGUUUAUUGAACUAUGGGGAAACAAUCCUAGAAACUGUAUUGUCUUUACAGAACCAGACUACGACUACAUAGAGGCUCUCGCCCCUUACCAGCCCUUACAAAUGAAAAUAGCCCAUUGCGCCAUAGAUACGUCAUUAAAUUUCACACAGGCUAACAAACUAAUAAAGGAUCUGAAGCCGGCCACUUUGGUAGUGCCUGAAUGUUAUACCAAGCCGCCAGUAAAUGCUCCUAAUUUGACUGAGCUCGUCAUACACAGCAAUCCUGAUGUGAAUUUGAUUCCUUACAAGUGGGGCGAGAUAAUAAAUCUCCCAUUAAAAAGAAAACAGGGUCAAAUUUUUGUAGAUACCGACGUAGCUAAAAAAAUUGUUCCCGUCGAAGUAAAACCUGGAGUCAGUUUAUCCACUAUCACUGGUACUUUAAAUGUGAAGGAUAACAUUCAUAAUGUGCAGGAUAUAUCAGCAGAACAAAAACUACUUAAUAAAAACGUAAAAUACGAGUGGGGUUCGGUCAGUAUUAACGAAUUCAAACAAAAAUUGUUCCAAGAAGGAAUUACCGAUGCGAAAGUUGAAUCGUUGGGAGGAAAUGUAGUAGUGAUACAUUUGCAAGACGAAGACGCCCUAAUUCAAUUAGAAGAUAACAACACUCACGUAGUAUGCAAUGGAGAUGAAGUUCUCAGGACUAAGUUAAGGAAUAUUGUAAUGCAAUGUUUAAAAUCGUUUUAGGGUAAUAUAUUAUUUAUUUUUUUUAA
Molecule: messenger RNA, 2140 nt
Organism: Anthonomus grandis grandis
Lineage: Eukaryota; Metazoa; Arthropoda; Insecta; Coleoptera; Curculionidae
Gene: IntS9
Product: integrator complex subunit 9
Exons: 12
Coding region: 174-2114 (646 amino acids)
Biological process (GO): snRNA processing
Cellular component (GO): integrator complex
Source: RefSeq, a predicted model, not a curated record